Rhododendron vialii is the source of this 1252-nucleotide messenger RNA. RefSeq lists its product as uncharacterized. The record is from RefSeq and is a predicted model, not a curated record. The transcript has a single exon. The coding region runs from base 120 to 1073 and encodes 317 amino acids. NCBI's taxonomy places the organism in Eukaryota, Viridiplantae, Streptophyta, Magnoliopsida, Ericales, Ericaceae.
CCAUAUAUUGUGCAGGUUAAAUGUGUUUCCCCUAUAUAAUGGUGGCAUUUUUCCCAAGACAAAGCAACACAAGAGCUAAAAUAAGUCAGAACUUCUCUAGAUAGUUUUUGACAAGUGCAAUGAAAGGUUAUGAGAUUCUUGGUUUCUUAGGAAUUCUAAGGGAGUGCAUAAAGGUUAUAUCCAAAAAUGGGAAGCUCAUAGCCACCAUAACCACAAUCUCCAUCCUCCUAAAGUCCAUCCUCUUGGUCAUGAUGUCCUCCUCCACCAGGCCCGCGAUCAGCGACUUACUCACCCAAGAUACCCUUCUCUCUCUUUCGAACUCCAAUACGACAAAUAUCACGUUCCAACGUAUCACAAAAGAUGUUCAGAUCAUCAUCAGCUAUGAAUUCCUGUAUUUGCUUCCUUCCUUGGCUAUCUCCCUCUUUUCCUUUGUCACAAUGGUUCUGGCAUCGGUUGUAGCUUACACCGAUAGGAACCUGUCUUUUGCGGAUUUUCUUCGGAGAAUCCCAAAGUUGUGUUUUAGAACUUUAGUAACUUUGUUCCACCUUAAACUUCUCGUGACAGGUUACUUCGGCCUUUUCUUAAUUUUGUCGAUUUCUCUAAUGAUUCUAUGUAUCAGUCACCUUCUUGUCCUAAUACCCAUCAUCUUCACACUUGGCAUUUUCGCCUCGAUUUUGUACUUAUACUUGGCUGUCGUUUGGAAGAUGGCCUCGGUGAUUUCAGUGAUCGAGAAGAGCUGUUAUGGACUUCAGGCAAUUGGAAAAGCUGAAGGGCUUGUUAAGGGGAAGAGGCUACAUGGGUUUACACUAAGUCUUCUCAGUACAAUAGUAAUGGUGAUUAUUAGUCAGAGUUUUAAGGUUAGACCAAAUCAACAAUCCGUAUCGAUGCAGAUCAUCUGUGGAUUUUUCGCAACGGCUUUUAAUAGCCUGGUGGCAAUGGUUUAUCUCUUGAGCUACACAGUUUUGUAUUUCCAGUGCAAGGAAACACAUGGUGAAGAGGUUGAAUUGCAAGAAAGCUUAGAGUAUAGUAAAAUCCCUGAGAAAGAAGCUGCACAAGGGCUUGUUCGUGUGUGAUAUUAAUUUGUUGGCUUGAUUUCUUACUUUUACUCUUUUUCCCUUCAAAUGUAUUGUAGUAUUAUCUUUUUAAUUUGUGUGCCCUAGCAUUGUAGCACAUGUAUGUAUGCAUCGAAUAAUGUUAUUGAAUUGUAUAAUAGUAAAAAGUUUAUAUAGGAUGAUGCCUAUUCGCAUUUAAA